CCCCUCACAAAGUACGAUCGGCAUCUCCAAACCACAAUCCCAACAGUAAACGCAACCAUGAAGAAUAAAACGCUUCUUCUUGUAUUUAUCCAUGGCUUCAAGGGCGACGGCAAAACCUUCGCCUCCUUCCCCGAUCACGUCGCCGCCGUCCUCUCCCCCUCCCUCCCCAAUACCACCAUCCUUCCCCUCGUCUACCCCGCCUACGAAACACGCGGUGACCUUGCCGUAGCCGUCGCCUCCUUCCGCACUUGGCUUCUUGACCACGUCAUCGACCUCGAAGUCGCUGCCGAGACGCCCUCUCCCUCCGUCGCGCCUAGUGUUCACAUCGUCCUCAUAGGCCACAGCAUGGGCGGCAUCGUUGCCGCGGACGCCCUCCUCGGCAUAGCGGGCGAGCAGACCAUCUUGCCUAGCGAGGCGAGCCACGCAUCGGAAAAAAACACGCUACCGUCGCCGGCGACGAACCUAUUCCCUAAUAUCAGAGGCGUCCUCGCCAUGGACACGCCAUACCUAGGAAUCAGCCCCGGCGUCCUCGCCUACGGCGCCGAAGCGCAUUACCAGGCUGCCUCCAGUACUUUAGCGCAACUAACUGGACUAGGAAUGUUUGGCGGCGGAGCAGCAGCAGCAGCAGCAGCAGCAGGCGGCGCGAAGUCCCCAACAACGCGGAGUGCCGAUGCACUUAAACUGCCUGCCGCGGAGAGCAGCGCGAAGGAGAAGAACGACGAGGCGCCGGGGUGGGGGACAUGGGGAAAACUGGCCGUGAUUGGAGGUGCAGCAGUGCUAGCUGCGGGCGGGGCGGCGGCCUACGCCAAAAGGCGCGAGAUCGGGGAGGGGGUAAACUGGGCAACAAGCCAUAUGGCGUUUGUGGGGUGCCUUAUGAGGCCUGAGGAGUUGAAGGCGCGGGUUGCGGGGGUGGAAGGGGUGAGCGCAGGGGCGGAGGUGGGAUGGGUAAAUUUAUAUACCAAGUUGGGACGGGGUGCUGAGCCGGGGACUGGGGCGGGAGGGAGGACGUUUUGCAAUUUACCUAAAGGAGGGAAGUGGAAGGAGGAGCUGAAUGAUAAUGCUAAAGAGGAGGUCACGGCGCAUAUGAACAUGUUCGCUCCCGCUUUCAACCCAGGCUACGGACUUCUAACCCACCAUGCUGCUGACUACAUCCUAAAGUGGACUGGCCACCUCUUCACCGACGCCGAUGCCGAAGCCGAGACCGAGGCCGGGCCGGGCUGAUGGCCACAAUCCUCCACCUCCACGGAAGAGCGAUACCCGGACCGCUCGCAUUAUGAAAGACUGCCAAGGUGUAAUAUCUAUUUCCAGAGCGAUCGCCACGGACGGGGGUAUCACGGAUCAGCCGUAGCUUAAUACAGAUCAGAGUCAAGAGGAGCCUCUCAUACCACCUGAGAUCUCUCACCCGAGACUCUAUCCACUAAGAUGGAACUCUCGCGUCUCGGCUGCGGGCCCUUUUAAGAUAAAAAUGGAGCAAAGAACAGCUGGCGCAGAUCAUUGCCACACAGUCAAGCACGCACAGCCGUGUCUAGUAAUCCGUCAAGUGCUAGGCCUGGGUUAUUCCAAAUAUCAACAAUACUUUAUAGCGCUCCUUCCGGUAAUUUCGAGAAGGAUUAAAUAAAUAAUAUAACCUGAUAAAAGCUCCUAGCCUCCCCAUCCUUUCCCCAACCCCGAUAUAAAGCCCGUGUUAUAUAUGCUCUAUCAUGUAUGUGUAUGUAUAUACCCUUUACACCGCCGUCCUAUUUCCCCCAGUAUCCUUUUGUUGGCCCGUUUAUGCCCCCAUGGUCCCAUCCCAUUCCUCAUAGUCAUCGUAAUCGCAUAAAAAAAAAGCCGCCCAUAAACUCAUAAAACCACGUCCUCCCCUCGCGUGCACGCACAAAACACCAAAAGCAAACACCCAACCACACCAGCUCCCAUAGCGCUAGCCCUUAAAAAAGAAAUCCCGCUUCACAUCCC
Molecule: messenger RNA, 1953 nt
Organism: Pseudogymnoascus destructans
Lineage: Eukaryota; Fungi; Ascomycota; Leotiomycetes; Thelebolales; Thelebolaceae
Exons: 3
Coding region: 58-1221 (387 amino acids)
Source: RefSeq, a predicted model, not a curated record